Culex pipiens pallens (northern house mosquito) is the source of this 4977-nucleotide messenger RNA. Its product is annotated as ataxin-2 homolog. Gene Ontology annotation, biological process: cytoplasmic stress granule assembly. Bases 1182 to 4226 code for a protein of 1014 amino acids. Gene Ontology annotation, molecular function: RNA binding. The transcript is spliced from 5 exons. Gene Ontology annotation, cellular component: cytoplasmic stress granule. The record is from RefSeq and is a predicted model, not a curated record. NCBI's taxonomy places the organism in Eukaryota, Metazoa, Arthropoda, Insecta, Diptera, Culicidae.
CCACACAGUGAAACUUGCGAGUUUUUGGAAGAAGAAAGCGUUUUUCCGUUCACAGCUCGCGAGCGCGCCAUAUCCCGAGUUUAAUCGAGAAUUUGUUCGUUUUUCACGCCCCGCAACCGACAGUCGUCGCGAGUGACCGCACGCACAAACCGGAGUUCCGAGCCAGGCAAGUCUCCGACGAGUCCAAAAAGUGGACCGAAAAAUUUCGGUCGACGAAAAAGGUUGCCAAGAUUUCCCUCGUGAGGUUGGGUUAAAGGGGAGGAAGCGAGGAGUGAGAAAGAAGUGAAGGGAGAAAUUCGCCACGACGACGACGCCAAGAAGAAAAGGGGAAGUUCGGUCUCACCAAUACUAGUGGGAAAGGGAACUUCGACGAGCUGUCAAAAGUUGGCUGGACGACGACACACGUAAGUGUGCGAGGAAAAGUGUUUCUCUUCACAGGAAGCAAAAGUCGCGAGUGUUUUGGGUUUAUUUUUUCGCGUUUUUCGGGUCAUUUUGCACGAUUCCUGUGGCGCGACGUCCAGGACUAGGUUCCCGAAACGGCACGGUCGGUUAUUACGACGAAAAAUCCUUAGGUAAACCAUUUGGUUGUUGUGUUUUGGCUGCGCGGAAAUUCCCUCCGUCGGAAAAGAAGGAGGACCAGUGGCGAGUAGGUAGCGAAAUCGGGCUGGAUCUCAUUUCGUAAUUCUGCUGUCCUCUACCUGGAGUGUGGAGCAAAGGAAAACAAAACUGCCCACCGGGAAUCGUCCCUAGAGCAGUGCUCGCACGAGAAUUAAGCUCCCCCUCGUAGAUUCCACAUAUAGCGAACGAAACGAGGAAGUCACGCACGGAGGAUUACAUAAAGGCCAGGCCAGCAACAGCUUCCCGCGUGUGGCCAACCUUCCCCCCACCGUGUGUGCGGCCACAAACGAAGAAAGAGACUCUUGCCGUUGUGAAAUCGCGUGUUUGUGUGCGUGUGUGUUGUUAUUUUUGGCCAAACCCGCAGAAAAAAACUCUCGGAACCCAAACGGAACUGGUCCGCGCGCCUCCAACAACCCCCACAAGCCGCCAAAAUUCCGGUCCCCACGCGAAACCAUCACCGGGAAGGCUCCUACUUGGGCCACUCCUCCUCAGCGAGCAGCAGCUCCUCGAGGUCGUCGGUCGGUGGCGGCGGAAACGGUGCUGCACCGGAAGACUACGACACGAUGAACAAGCGGAACAAGGCGUCCCGGCCCGGCCAGGGCGGUCCGGCGAGGACACAACGACAGCGCUCGAUCGCUGCGGACGGCAUCUACAACAACUCGCUGUUUAUGCACGCGGCCACAUCACACGUCGGCAACAUCGUCCAGGUCCAGACAGCAUCCGGUGUCAUAUUCGAGGGAGUGUUCCGGACAUUCUCGUCCCAGUUUCAGGUCGUGCUGGAAAUGGCCCAUCGCAUUGAGCACGGCGGCCCGGAAGCGGAAAACAAGAUCGUCGUCGACACCGUCGUGGACCGGCUCAUCUUCAAGCCGUGCGACAUUGUCAGUAUUGCCGCGAAGGACGUGGACCUGGAUUACGCGACGCGGGACACCUUCAAGACGGACACGGCCAUCAGUUCGGCCCGGUGCAACGGAAACGGCCGGCCGGAGGAGCGCGAACUCGAGCCGUGGGACGAAAGCGGCGGCGGUGGCCUCGGUGGGCUGAACGGUGACGGCGGGUUGGGCGAGUUUUCGCUGGAGUUGGACGCGAAUGCGAACGGGUGGGACGUGAAUGAUAUGUUCCACAAGAACGAGACGAUCUACGGAGUGCAGUCUACGUUCGAUCAGUCGUUGACCGGAUACACGGUGCAGAUUACGAAGAAGGACUCGGACGACUUUAAGCACCAGGAGUCGGAGGCGGAGCGGAUCGCGAACGAAAUCGAGAACAAUCCGGUGUACAAGGACCGGAUCGAUUUGGAGAACGGCGACGAGGAGGACGCGUUCGCAGCGGUGGUGCGACCGGGGGGUGGGGCCAGCGCGAGUCCCCAGCCGUCGUCCGGGUCGAACCCGAAUAGUAUGAACGAUAAGGGUGGGGUGAUGCCAUCGAACACAGCCAAGUACAUCGUACCGGCCAAGCGCAAGGGUCACGCGGGUAAGUUGACCGCCCGAAGCACGCCACCGCCGUUGACCAACAACGGAGGAGGACCACCACAGCAGGUUCAGCAGGUACAGCAAGUUCAGCAAGUGCAACAGGUGGCACAGCCACCACAGCAAGUGCAACAGUCUCAACCACAGCAGACGCUGCCUCCGCAGCAGCAGCCACAGCAACAGCAACAACCUUUGAGCCCACAAGCUCCACCCCACAAGAACAACAGCUAUCAAAACAUGUCGAUGCCCCCGCAGCAGCAACAGCAGGUUCCACCUAGCAAUCAGCAGCACGGCGGAGGCGCGUCUCAGUACGCGAUGCACUCGAACCAGUCGCCGUACGGCGGCCACGUUCAGCAUCAACCCCAUCAACAGCAGCAGCAGCAUAGCCAGCCUUCGGUUGUAAAUAGUAACACGAGCAUGAACAAGAUGAACGGCGACCGGGAAAUGUCCAACAGCAGUGGCAACAGCAGUAGCAUGAAUGUAAAUAGUAACACUAAGCCUUUGCCGCAGCGUACCGUGCGGCAAUAUCCGAGCUCUGCGCCAAACUACGCCGAACCGCCGCCAUCGCUGGGACCACAGCAGGGUGGUGGCGCCGGCGGCCAGAUGCAGUCCAUGGGCAAACCGCCGAUUCACGUGACUCAUCCACACCACGCGACUCACAUGCCACCGCCACCGGUUGUGGCCAACGAUCAGCAACAACAGCAGCAGCAGCAGCUUCAACCCCAGCAGGUCGUCAUGUCGACGCACCACGUUGGAUUGCCGCCGCCACACAUCAACCAAGCGCCCCAACAGCAACAGCAACAACAAAUGCAGCAACCUCCUCCGCCACAACCCCAACGCCAAGUCGUUGUGCGGCGUGACAUGGACGAUCUGCGCAAGUUUGGCCAAGACUUCAAGCUGGCGCCACCCCAACAGCAGCAACAGCAACCGCCGAUGCACCAGCAGCCUCCACCACCUUCCCAGCACGGAGUUCAACAGCAUCAGCAGCAGCAACAGGAACAACCGCCCCUCGAAUCUUCACCGCCAAUCUCGCAAAAGCACUCGGAACCUCCACCACACCAGCAGCAGAACCAAUCUUCCCAAACGGGACUAGUUCACCAGCAGCCACAACCUCCCCAGCACAUGGUUCAAUCUCAACCGACGCCACAAUCUCAACCCCCGCCCCAACAGCAGCAGAACCCACAACCGAGCACGACUUCACCUCCGGUGGCGUCCUCGGCGAUGAACACUGCAACGAGCAACGUCAACGUCAGCCCGGCCGUCGUCAGCUCCGUCGUGACGCCGGUGGACGCUGCCGGAGUUGCCACCGACGUUGCGCCCGCCGUCAAGGCACCACCAAAGAAAACCUUCACGCUGAACCCGGCCGCCAAGCCGUUCACGCCGCGAAGCCCCAGCACACCGAACCCCUCGCGUCACACGUCUUCUAGCCCGCACACGCCGCAAACGCCCAACCCCGUCAUGGUCCAGCAGCAGCAGCAACAGCAGCAACAACAACAACAGCAACAACAGCAGCAGCAGCAGCAACAGCAGCCACCGCAGGCCUAUCCGGGCCAGCAGCAGCAGGUGCACGCCCCGCAGCCCAUCCUGAUGUCGUACGUGCUGCAGCCGCCGCAGAGCGCAUUCCAGACGACGCAGCAGCACCCGCACGCCGGCCAGCAGCCGCGCAUCCGGAAAGCGAUGUCGGUGGUUCCCCCCUCGCAGAUGGCCGCCUCCCAGAUGGCAGCGGCCGCCACCGGUCAGCCCCUGCUGACGCCCGGCCCGAUCCCGAUGUUCCCGCCGUACCCGCCCACGCUCCACCACCAGCACUUCCAGGCGGCGCCCUCAUUCCAGCCGUACCGCAUCUACGAAACGCCCCAGCCAACGCAGAUCCAGUACCUGGCGGCGGCCACCCCACCCUCGACGACGCCCUCGCCCGGCCAGCCCCACCAGCAGUACCACCCGGGCCCGCAACCCUCGCCAGCUUCCGCCGGACCUCCGACGUACGCUCCGGCCCACCAGCAGCAGCCGCCGCACUACCAGAUGAUGUGCGUCGCCCCGCAGAUGGUUCCGGCCGCGUACCAGAACAUGGCCCAGGCGGCGCCCCUCCAGAACCACCACCAGCAGAAUCUGCACGUGAUGCACGUCCAGCAGCAUCCCGCCCAGUAGCAUAAAUUCAACGCUACCAAUAGCACCAGCAGCAGCAGCAUCAGCAACACCCACAACCACCACGUCAACAGCAGCGUCACUAGCAAUGCCGCGGCGGCCCAGCAACAGCAACAACAACAGCAGCAUGGUCACACCACCGCCCAUCAUGCCGCCCAUCACGUGCCGCACCAUCACCAGCACCAGCACCAUCAUCAUCCGCACACGCCGCAUCCACAUCACGGAGGAGCGGCCACCGGAGGACAGCAUGGCGGCGGCGGACAUCAUCACGGUGGUUACGGCCGCGGUAAGCCGAUCAAGAACUGAUAGAGAGUUGAUGGCGUUGUCGUUGCUGCGGCUGCUGCUGGUCGUGGUGGUACUAUUUUUCAGUUGUUUAAUUGUUUUGCGGCGCGCAAAAUUGUGUAAAAUAGUAUUGAAGUGUUGCUGCCGCGGGGUGCGCAUUUGAGCAAGGUAGAAAAGAGGAUGCAUUUUGUUUCACUUUUUGGGGCGUCGCCGCGUACGAGAAGAGUAGAUUAGUGAGGAGAGCGCAAAAACCAAGCGGCUUAGGUUAAGCGUAAAGAAAGCAAAACACUGUUACUUGGGAGAAAACAAUAGGAAAUGAACGCAAAUAGGACCACGUGAAAUGAGAGAGACGAGGCGGUUGUUUGGGAAGGAAAGGGUCGACGGAGACGCGAAGGGUGUCUCGUAACAGACAUAUUUGUUAUCUCGUUUUUACUGGUUUGAAGAAAAAAAAUAUAGUUAUUUGUUUAAUUUA